Musca domestica (house fly) is the source of this 590-nucleotide messenger RNA. RefSeq lists its product as uncharacterized. Bases 137 to 487 code for a protein of 116 amino acids. Lineage: Eukaryota; Metazoa; Arthropoda; Insecta; Diptera; Muscidae. The transcript is spliced from 2 exons. The record is from RefSeq and is a predicted model, not a curated record.
UACCAAUUCCCACACCACAGUUGCUGACAAACUUUCUCUAUCGAAAGACGUCGACGACGACGACAACGAAACGUGUUUGGCUUAUAAACGAAAGAACAAAAGGAAAUAAGUUAAGAAGGAUCUGCUAAAGGAAAUCAUGAAAUUUCUAACAAGUUUGUGUUUAAUUGCUUCAUUGGCAACAAUCGCUUGGGCCAGCAGUGCUGCUUGGGGCCGACGCAACUCGACCGAUUAUUUGCUGUUGCGUGAAAAUGUUGUGCGAACACCAUUAAAGAACAACUAUUGGAGUGUUAAUGUACAAUUUCCAAAAUCGGGCCAAGUCAACAAAAGAGUUAUAACUGCCAUUUUUGUAUAUGACCGCUUUACAAAUUCGUCCGGUGCUUUCCCCAGUCUAUGGUCGGGUGGUCCCAAUCUAACAUAUGCCACCGUUAAUUUGAAGAGUCAAGUAUCGCGAGGCAUCAACUCAACCGUUGAAAUUUACGGAAGAUAAACUUCGACACGAACACACGCCACUACAAACAUAGAUAUGUUUAGAAUAAAUAAUAAAAUAAUUUGUAAAUAGACUUUUGAAAUUAGAAAACAAAUACAAAUAA